AUCAGAAUGUUUUUAUGGGGUCAAGUAAAGAUAACUUUCAUGGAAUGUCAAAAACUGGAGAACAGUUCCUUGCUGGAGUGUAUCAUCACCUUCCGUCAAUAUUGGCAUUUACCGCUCCUCACCCAAACAACUACGACCGGAUUCAGCCAGAUACUUGGAGUGGAGCUUAUCUAUGCUGGGGGAAAGAGAACAGGGAGGCUCCAUUAAGAACCGCAUGCCCACCUGGUUUGCCUCUUGAUUUAGUCAGCAACUUCGAGAUCAAAUCCUUCGAUGGUUGCGCAAAUCCGCACUUGGGUCUUGCUGCUGGCAUCGAUGGGCUAAGAAGACACCUUAAGUUACCUGAGCCAAUUGAAUCAAACCCUUCUGAUCACUCUUCAAAACUGAAAAGGCUACCGCAGAAUCUACAGGAAUCUGUAGAAUCGCUUUCUGCAGAUAAGGUUUUGCAUGAGUUAAUUGGUGAUAAACUUGUCACAACUGCUAUAGCUAUACGGAAGGUCAGCAUUUUUCUUUUUCUUUUUUUAGCAUGUUUAAUCUCUUUUUUUAUCGUUUUAGUUUUAAAUAUUCUGUACGAAAAUAUUUUGUUCCAACGGUUAACUUCGGAUUCUCAUAUCCUGUGACUGAACUUUUGUC
Molecule: messenger RNA, 630 nt
Organism: Zea mays
Lineage: Eukaryota; Viridiplantae; Streptophyta; Magnoliopsida; Poales; Poaceae
Product: protein fluG
Exons: 3
Coding region: 15-617 (200 amino acids)
Molecular function (GO): glutamine synthetase activity
Source: RefSeq, a predicted model, not a curated record